UGAACAGGAAGGGGCGCAGAUUUGUGUGUGAGAGGGGAAGGUGAGAGGGUGACCGGCGGCUCCCAGACUUGGGGAGCUUGCUUGUCAGUGACCCUAGCAGCUUCUUCUGCAGUCAGGGCUAGGACCGGGUGUCCUGUUUCCCAGCGCCACUUCCCAGCGUCCCAGCACUCGGCCAGUACCGCGGGCAACCUCGCUUAAACUUAAUGUGCACCAACGGGAGACCUGCACUAGCAGAACAGGUAAGAGCUCAGGAAGGAAGGCAAGGAGACUCCCGUUCUCUAUAUUUAAAUAAGGCCGGUUCCCACUUCAGGUGGAUAGCAGAAUGCCCUCCCGCGGUGAUUCUGGCCGGGAGGGGCUCAGUAGCUUUCAGCAGGGAGCCCAAGGCAGCAGGGGGGUAUGAUGGAGGAUGAGACUAGGGUCUGCUUCCCGCCCUCCGUCCUGCACCUCUGUGGCCCGGUGGGGUCCCCGGGGACACAUCUGGCAGCUGGGGCCCUGAGUGUUUGGGUGAUCUUUUCUCAGCGGGAGCAGCAUGAAGGGUGUUCAAUAGCUUUAUGGAUUCUCUCUCUCUCGUGUUCAAUUAAUUAAUUUCUUGCUUAAUUUAAUUAAUUUUUCAAUCUGGAGCUUGAGGCCAUGGACACAUAGCUGGUGAUUUAUUUUGCUGCUUUCUGAUCUCUGUCUUCAGCCCUUCUUUCUUCUCCUGUUAGCAAGGGUGUCGACUGCUAUUACCUGCUGCUGAUCCCUUUGCAAAGUGAUAAAUGAAUUGAAACUAGUACACGUCUACUGUGUGAGUCAAUAAUGAGCUAUUUUAAUAUGGAUUAACAUAAAGAGAACAAUGAAAGCGAAAAUACAGAAAAGUAACAGUUUUUCUCUUCCCAGUUCUUUACAGUCACCCAGUGCUCCACCAAGUUGAUUAUCUUAUAGUCCAUACUGUGUUAAUUAAGAGGGCCAGUUACUUCUCUUAUUCUGGGUUCUGUGUUUAGCCUCAUGACAUUUUUAACAUGGGAGGAUAUUAGUUCAAGAUUUUCAUAACGGCUGUGGGCUGUGGAAGCCUUUGUACAACUUAUUAAUUUGAGGAGGGGUAAGAAAAAAGAGAAAAAAGUGCCCCUCCCCCACCCAGAGAUGCCCACAUAGAAUAAACGAUGUAGUCUUGAAAACUAUUGCUACAGACUAACUUUCAAUGUAAUGAAGUUUUCACAUGAAUAACAGUGAUUCACACAUUCUGUUAGAGUGGUGUUGUCACCAGAUUACUAAUGUAUGAAAUUCAUUUAGCAUAAUGAGGUUAUCUAGGAAGUAAAAAUAGAAACUGAAUCCUGGGGUAGCGAGUAUGAGGGUGACAGCAUUUCUCCUCUCAAACCCAGUGUCUUGUUUUGAUCUUAUCUCCAGUUUACUUCCUAUCACAGUGUUUACGAAUGGGUAAGCAUUUAUGUGUUUCUGGUGGGAAAAGCUGUUUCACACCUGAGAAACAACUGUAAGACCACUUUCUGAGCAACCCUGUUGGGUGUCCAUUAAAUGUGACUUGGAAACAGCCAAGAACAGGAUUCCUAGACUCAUCAGGGUAGUUGGCUGCCCUUGGCACAUCAUUCCCUGCACUGCUGUAAGUUUCUGGCAAGUUCUUUACCAUUUGUAAGAGAGAAGUGUUUUAUGUGAGGUACAUAAUCUGGUAACGUAGCAGUGAUGUCCUUAAGGAAAGGUGCCAUGUGAUGAAGCAAUUUGAUUGUGUCUGUCCAUCUUCCCAUUAAUGGCAGUCAUUGAUGUCUUCCACAUGUUGGUAGUAGGAAAUUCUCUCUGAAUUGCAUCAAGCCAGGAGGAUUCAUCUAGUUUAUCAAAUGUUUCUCUGUGUGAAGGAAUAGCUAAAAUAUUACAUUGUAUAGGGUGUUUUUUUUUUUUUUUUUUUUAAGAUUCAUUUUAUUUACUUGAAAGGCAGAGUUACAGAAAGGGAGAGACACAGAGAGAAGUCCUGUAUCCAUUGGUUCACUCUUUAAAUGACCACAAUGUCUUGGGGUGGACCAGGCUGAAGCCAGGAGCUAGGAGCAUCUUCCUAGUUUCCCACUUGGGUACAGAGGCCCAAACACUUUGGCCAUCUUCCACUGCUUUCCCAGGUGCUUUAGCUGAGAGCUGGAUUGGAAAUGGAGCAGACAGGUCUUGAACCAGUGUCCAUGUGGGAUGCCAACACUGAAAGUGGCUGCUUAACCUACUAUGCCAGCCCCAGGUGGAUUUUUUUCAAAGUGGGGGGUAAAUUUUUUCUGGUAUGACUGUCUAUAUAAAGAUUAUAAUCUGUAGUAGAUGAUGAUUUUGGUUAUAUUUUGUUUCAAUUUCUUUUUAGUGUAUAUUUUUGAAGUUUAUGAGUCCUAGUAUUUAUGUUGUUAUCCUGGCUUUGAUAAAUAAGCUUUCUCUCAUCUCAUUUAAAAUAAUUUUAAAAAGAGAGAGAGAGAGACCAGUUUCAGUUCCCAAAUGGCAACAUUGGCUAGGGUAGGGCCAGACUGAAGCCAGAAGCCUGAAACUGCGUUUGGAACUCCCAUGUGGGUGGCAGGGACCCAAGUGUUGUGCCAUCUUCUGCUGCCUUUCACAGGUGUAUUAGUAGGAAACAGGAUUGGAAUAGAGCAGCUGGGACUUGAACUGGUGCUUGUAUGGGUUCUGGCAUUGCAGAUGGUAGCUUAACCUAGUGUGCUUGAAUGCUAGCCCAGCAAUAGAUAUUUUGAAGUGGCUAUGAAAAUGCACAAUCUAAAUUCACAAGGGAAAUGGAAAGAAGUUUCUUUUAACUCCAGUUCAUUCCGUGGGCCUUUAUUGGACAUUAUCUCUGACUGGGCCAAUAAGCAAAGCAAAAGAAGUCAGAGCAUUAGUUAAUAUUUUGCUCUAAAUCAGGGGUGGGGAACCUCCAGCCUGUGGGCCAUGUAAGGUUGAUGAAAUCAUUUGUUCUGGCCCUGCCAAGACAACUGCAGGUCAGACUGGAUAAUUAAUCUACAGCAAGCUGAUUUUUGAGUGAAUAGUUUUGUAUGGUCCAAUAAUAAUGUUAUAAAUAUCCAAAUGGCAUGACAGAAAAAACUUUCCCACCCCUGAAAAAUGUUAAUAGCAAAUCCAUUGCAGUUUAUUAAUCUGUAUAUGAGUGAAUGAAAGGGGCUGGUGCUGUGCCCUAGUAGGUUAAGCCUCUGCUUGUGGCUCUGGCAUUCUAUUUGCGCACUAGUUCAUGUCCCUGCUGCUCCUCUUCUGAUCCAGCUCUCUGCUAAUGGCCUGGAAAGGCAGUAGAAGAUGGCCCAAGUGUAGGGGCCCCUGGGGAAGCUCCUGGCUUUGGGUCAGCCCAGCUCUGGCUGUUGCAGCCAUCUGGGGAGUGAAACAGUGGAUGGAAGAUCACUCUAACCCUGCCUCUCAAAUAAAUAAAUUUUAAAAAAAGAGUGGAUGAUUAACUAUUAUUACCAAUCCUGUGGAAGAAAGCACAUCUAGGCAACAUAUGCCAAUACCAAUUAUGUUUCUAAAUACUAUCAGAGAUUCUGGGCAGGUUGUUGAAAUGGCUUUAUUCCUUCUCAGAACAGAGAAAUUGGAAUCCUUUGUGAUGAGAGAGGAUGAGAGAGGCAUGUGCAUCAAAAAUAAUGCUGCUGCUGUUGGCUCACAGGGAACCUGUUUCUGGAAAUGCAUGUUUAUGACCAGUGUGCGUGAGGUAUCUACAUGUACAACCGGUACCAACUCAGUAUGUAUAAAUGUUCUUUUCUAGAUGUGCAUGAUGGGCUUCUUCAGUGCCUGGUCCUUGUUGGGGGAGAUGAGGAGAGGAUAUAUUUGGGGGAAUUGCAUAGCUCAAAACUGGUCUCUGAAUAUCAAGUCUGCCAUGAGUAGUGCUGCAUUAAUUUAUAGAACCCCCACCUACUGUAUUGGGUGGCUUGAUUUUGCAAGGUCAGUAAUGAAAAAUCUUUCUCAUUCUCUCCCAUCCUCUCUGUGUCUCUGCCUUGCAAAUAAAUGAAUAAAUCCAAUCAAAGAGAGAUAUCUUCUGUCUGAGAUGGCUGCUAUGGGAAUAAUGUAUUUCUCAGGGAAUAGUGUAUUUGAAGGUUUUUGUAAGCCUUUUUAUUCACUUGUCUGUGGUGAAUUUAACCUGGAAUGUGUAUAGACCAAAAUCAGCUAUGUGUAGACUACAGGAAAUUGUUGAAAUUUCUGAGUGAUUAUGGUGUGCUGCUGCUGCCCACUGACUCCUAAGGCCUGUGGUGUCUCGUCUGAGCAUCUGUAAGUCAGAAAUAUGGAGUCUCCACCACUUGGGAAUUCCAUUUUUUUCCUCCUGUUUCUUUUCCCUUUUUUUUCUUUGCUAUUUCUGCUGGCUUGCAAAGGGCAUGAUUGCCCAGAAAUAAUCACUGCCUUGAUCCAAGAUGCCACUUGGCUUCCUUCCCUGGGAAGACUGCUUCCUGUGUGACAUUGGCCAUUGAAAGAGAUUGAUGAACUCACACUGGGCAUUUUCUAGGUGGAUGACUUAUCCUACCUUCCAGCCCUUUGGCAGUGCAAUGAAUGCCACUGCAUUAGAAGUGUAAGUUCCUAGGGAAUUUGAUGGAGCAGAGGGCUGAAGAAACUCAUCAUCCUUCAUUUCAUUGCUUUUCUCAUCAUGUUUCUCUGGUCUUGGUAUUAUUUUUUAGCUUUUCCUUUGGUUCAUAUCCAGCAGACUGCAUGGGAUUCUAUUUUCAUAACUGCCAGCCCUUUUCCACAUCAGGCUACUUUUCAGAGAAGGACAAAGAUGAUAUCAGUCACCAUAAACUAUGUCAAGUAAUUAUGUUUUUAUUGUGAUUUCAAGACUGGAAAACUGACUUCUCUUAGGACUUAACAGGUUUGAUGGGUGUUUGCCCUGGGAUUACUCUGAGUGCUAGACACAAUUGUUUUGUGUGGUUGCUAUAUAUUUCAGUUCCUGCUUGUGGAAAAGUUUUUCUCAUGUUCUCUGAGUGCCUGGUUGGGCUACACCUGCCUAUAGUGGAAACUGAACCUUCAUUUGGCACUUGGAAACUCAGAGUGCUGAGUCCUGUAAUCUUCUGCAUGAAUGUGUUCAGAAUGUAUUCAGAAAAAUGUGUUUUGAAAUAUUUGGGCUGUGAGUAGGCAGGGCAGUUUUCCUGGAUCCUGGUAAGAAUUGAUGAACCGAUGGUGUUUUCCUAUACCACAUUAUGUUCUGAGAUGUAAAAAAACUAUAUCUGAACUUUGAUCCCCCUGUUCCAGAAUUUUUGUGCUUCCAUCCUUUUUCUUUCUUUUUCUUUUUCUUUUUUUUUUAAAGAAUUACUUUAUUUAUUUGAAAGGCAGAGUUAUAGAGAGUGGUAGAGCCAGAGAGAGAGAGAGAGGUCUUCCAUUCCACUCGUUCACCCUCAAAUGACCACAAUGACAGAGCUGAGCUGAUCCAAAGCCAGGAGCCAGGAGCUUCCUCUGGUUCUCCUAAACGGGUACAGGGGUCCAAGCACUUGGGCCAUCUUCUGCUUUCCCAGGCCAUAGUAGAGAGCUGGAUCGGAAGAGGAGCAGCUAGGAUAUGAACCGGUGCCCAUAUGGGGUGCUGGCACUGCAGGUUGGGGCUUUAACUCACUGUGUCACAGUGCUGGCUCCUGUAUUCCAUCCUUUUUAUAACCACAGACAUGAGUAUCCUUUUUCCUUCUCUUUAUGUUGCUAGAAGAGCAAAGGAGACAUUGCAGUUCUCUCCCCUGUCAGUGUAUCUUCUUCAGUCUAUCUCUUUGAAUUAUGUACUGGGUUAACUUUGCUACACUAAAAGGCAACUAUCUAAACCCAGUGUACCUUUUCAAUAAAAGUCAUAAAAUCAACCUGCCUUCCAUACCUCUCAUCUUUUAUCUUGAAACAUGUGUGUGUCUUUUAUGUCAUUGUCUAUAAGCUGGAGACCCCACUUAAGGCAGAAAGCUGCUGAGGGACAGCACAACUGUAGCCUUGCUCUGUUAUUUGACUGUUGCUCCUCUUUCACCUGUUCCUUUUAUUUAUUUAUUUUUUUAAGGUCAAACAUUUUUAUUUUAAAGACAGAGUUACAGAGAAAGAGGCAGAGACUGAAGGAUGGGGCUCUUGGGUUUGCUGGUUCAUUCUUCAAGAGACCACAAUCAGCAGGACUGACCCAGGUUAUAUACUGGAGACUGGAAGUCCAUCCAAGUCUUCAAAAUGGGUACAGAGGUCCAAGUAUUUGCACCACCUGCUUCUGCUUCCCAGUUGCAUUAGGGAACUGGAUCAGAAAUGGAACAGCUGUGGCUCAAACUGGCACUCAUGGGGCUGGCAUUGUGGUACAAUGGGAAAAGCCACCACCUGCAAUGCCAGCUUCUCAUAUGGGUGCCAGUUCAUGUCCUAGUUGCUCCAUUUCUGAUCCAGCUCCCUGUUAAUGGCCUGAGAAAAGCAACAGAGGAUGGCUCAAGUGUUUGGGCCCCUGCAACCCGUGUGGGAGACCCAGAUGAACCUACUGGCUUCUGGUUUCUAUCUGGCUCAGCCCUGGCCAUUGCAGCCACUUCAGGUAGAAAAUCUCUCUCUUUUUUUAGGAUUUAUUUAUUUAUUUGCAAGGCAGAGAUACAGAGAGAAAGGGAAAGAAAGAGAGAAAAAAUUUCCAUCUGCUGGUCUACUCCUUAGAUGGCUAUAAUGGCCAGGGCUGGGCCAGGUCCAAGCCAGGCCCAAACCAGGAGCCAGAAUCUUCAUCCAGGUCUCCCAUAUGGGUGGCAAGGACCCAAGUAUUUUGGCUAUCUUCUGCUUCUCUGAGACCAAUAGCAGGGAGCUGGAUCAGAAGUGGAGCAUCCAGGACAUGAACUGGUGCCCAUAUAGGAUGCCAGCAUUGCAAGCAGCAGCUUUACAUAGUAUUCCACAAUGCUGUCCCAUCUGUCUUUCCCUACUCUCUGUAACUCUUUUUUUUUUUUUUUUAAUGAUUUAUUUAUUUGAGAAAGGUAGAGACAGAGCAAAAGAUGUCUUCUAUCCACUGGUUCAGUCCCCAAUGGCCAGAGAUGAGCUGAUCUGAAGCCACAAGCCAGUAGCUUCUUCUGGGUCUUCUAGGUGAGUGUAGGGGCCCAAGGACUUAGGCCACCCUCUGCUGCUUUCCCAGGUACAUUAGCAGGAAGCUGAAUUGGAAGUGGAGCAGCCAACAUCUGAACCAGUGCCCACAUGGGAUUCCAGUACUUCAAGCCAGGGCCUCGACCAGCUGUGCCACAGUGCCAGCUCCCAUAACUCUGACUUUCAAGUAAAUAAAUAUGUAACCUUUUUUUUUUUUUUUAAUGGACACUUAAAUUGGAUGCCAGUAUUUUAUUUAGUGGUGGCUUGAUCCCCCGUGGCACAAAGCCAGCCCCUCCCUUUUAUCCUUUUGUUGACUUGUGUGUCAAGAUCUUUGUGAUAUCUGCUGAACAAAUAUUGGCAUUACAUUGGACUGUUCUGUUUUAUUUUGGUUCUUGUUUAGUGAGUUUAUGUUGGUUGUCAUUUUUGAGUAGCUAGCUAUAAUGUCAUCAGUGUCUAAAGCUGCCAUGCUUUAAGUUGGUACUGAUUCUUUUUUCUCUUUUUCAAAGAUUCACAUAUUUAAUUUUUUUAUUUUUUAACUUUUAAGUGAUUUAUUUAUUUAUUUGAAAGAGUUACAGAGAAGGAGAGGCAGAAACAGAUUUUUUUUAAAAAGAUUUAUUUAUUUAUUUGAAAGGCAGAGUUACAGAGAGACAGAGGUAGAGAGAGAGGUCUUCCAUUUGCUGGUUCACUUCUGAAAUGGUCACAAUGGCCAGAGCUGCACUGGUCCAAAGCCAGGAGUCUAGAGUUUCUUCCAGGUCUCCCAUGCAGGUACGGGGCCCAAGGACUUGGGCCAUCUUCUCCUUUCCUAGGCCAUAACAGAGUGGGAUCAGAAGUGGAGCAGCCAUGACUUGAAUUGGCAGCCAUAUGGGAUACUGGCACUGCAGGCCAGAGGCUUAACCUGCUGUGCCACAGUGCUGGCCCCUGAAACUGUUUAUACCUUUUUAUUUCUUCAAAUAUAAGCGGAAAAUGAAAUCCUCUCAAACCAAUAUGCUAUGAAGUAGUAAUUGAAGAUCAAGCUUGCUUUCUUCUCAUCUAACAAAUCCACGAGGUCUCUGUGUUUCUUAUUUUAGCCUAAACCUAUGUCAGAUUCCUGGAGCAGGAGGAAGCUUAUUUUUCCAGUCAUAAUUCAUAGAUGUGGUUAUCCAUUCACUUCUGAGGAUUGAAGCCAUAAUUCUGCUUUUUGCCUGGUUUGCCAUUUGCGAUGGCAUAAUCUCCCACAGGGAGAUGGAUCCUUCACGUAAGAAUACACCUAGGUGGAAGAAAGUUUAUGGAGUCUGUUUUCCAAAGUGAAACGGAAUUCUGUCCGGGACAUUCUUGAGACUGUGAUCAGCAGGGUGGGGAAAUUCUUAGCUAUACACAUUAACAUCCUUUUUUUUUUUUUUUUUUUUUUUUUUGACAGGCAGAGUGGACAGUGAGAGAGAGAGACAGAAAGAAAGGUCUUCCUUUGCCAUUGGUUCAUCCUCCGCGUGCUGCGGCUGGCACACCGCACUGAUCCGAAGCCAGGAGCCAGGUGCUUCUCCUGGUCUCCCAUGGGGUGCAGGGCCCAAGCACUUGGGCCAUCCUCCACUGUACUCCCGGGCCACAGCAGAGAGCUGGCCUGGAAGAGGGACAACCGGUACAGAAUCCGGUGCCCCGACCGGGGCUAGAACCCGGUGUGCUGGCGCCGCAAGGUGGAGGAUUAGCCUAUUGAGCCGCGGCACCAGCUAACAUUAACAUCCUUUUUUCCCCCAAUGUAUUCCUCCCUUGUGGUAUACUCUCUGCUGUUGCCCACACAGGGAGUGUCUGUAAUUGAGGCUAUUUGUUCACCACUGCAGCAUCUGGAGUUGCCUUUGAAACCAUCUGCAAUCAGAAAUUCAGGUGCAGGGUGAAGAGGGGACUGGCAUCCUGUAGCCACUCAGGUUUGGGCCCCUUGCUCCAUUUUUUCCUUCAGUGCUUGAGCAGCCUUGGAAGUUGUACUGAAUAGCAUUGGUUCUUUUGGAUUUGAGUGCUUGGAUAGCAAGAGAAAUAACUUUUUUUCUGUAAGAAAGGAUUGAGGGGCUGGUGCUGUUGCAUAGCAGAUAAAGCACCACCUAUAGUGCCGGCAUCCCACGUGGGCGCUGGUUUGAGUCCUGGCUGCUCCACUUCUGAUCCAGUUCUCUGGUAUGGGCUGAGAAAGCGAUAGAAGAUGGCCCCUGGACCCAUGGGAGAGACCCAGAAGAAGCUCCUGGCUUUGGAUGGGUACAGCCCCAGCCAUUGCAGCUAAUUGGGGAGUUAACCAGCAGAUGAAAGACACCUCUAUCUCUCUGCCUCUCCUUCUCUCUCUGUGUAAAUUUGGCUUUUAAGUAAAUAGAGUUCCAGAGAGAGAGAGAGGGAGGGAGGGAGACAUUAAAAUAUCCAUCUGCUGGUUCAUAUCCCUAAGGUCAGAACAGCUGGGGCUGGACUGGGUUAAAGCCAGGAGCCAGCAUGUUCCGUAUUUCCUAUGUGGGGGCAGUAGCCCAAGCGUCAUUCUUUGCUGCUUCCCCAGGCACAUUAUGGAGUUGUAUCAGAGGUGGAGCAGCUGGGACAUAAACUCAUGCACAAUAUCGGAUGCCAGCAUCACAGGCAGCGGCUUUUCCACUAUACUCUGUUGUCUGUUUAUGGAAAUAUAUAUAUAUUUAAGGGGUAUUAGGUCAUUCAGGCCCUCCCUACGAAACCAUUUUGAAAUAAUGACUGAGUUGCAGUCUGUAAAAUUGCUUCCAAAGAGAGAGCUUCAGGGACAGAGAGGGUAGUGAUGUAGAAGGGAUAUGAAGGACAAGGGAGGAUGGAGAGGCCAGAAGAAGUCUUGGAAAGUAUUCAAAGCACAAAGUAAUAGGACAUAGGUCAUUUGUGCAGAUCACCAAAAUUAACAUUAUUUUAGAGUUCCUUUUUUGUUAAAUUUAGAGACAAUUCCUAACAUAGUUUCUGAUAUACAUGGCUCACUUUUCAGUUUUCUUCCAAUGGUUAAGAUGUGCUUAUAAAAUAUAGGGAAGUGGUGUAAUUAAAUGCAAUAAUGCACUCCUAAAUGUGCAGUAAGCAUUAAAGUUUUGUUGAGAGAGGGAUGAGCAUGGCUUUAUGUGUAUCUCUUGCUUAGAACAGAAAGUUUUAUGACUGAAUUUGAGGUAAUGAAAAAUCAGUUUUAUAAUUGAAACAUUGACCAUUUUUCUGCUGCAGCCUCCCACCUAUACUCUGUAUCCCCAAGCAGAUAGUCCACAUGAGAGCACACCAGAAAGACGCCUGCGGAUUUGGAGUAUUACAAGUGAUGAUAGCAUUUGAAGAUCUAGCUGUGUACUUUACCUGGGAGGAAUGGCAGAAAAUGAACAAUGCUCAGAAAAUCCUGUACAGAGAUGUGAUGCUGGAGACCUACAGCAGCCUGUUCUCCUUGGGGUCCUGCAUUACCAAACCUGACUUGAUCAUCAAGUUAGAGCAAGGAGCAGAGCCAUGGAUGGUGGAAGAAUACCUAAAUGAGAGCCUUCCAGGUCAGUGUGCACAUAAUGGGCAGGGAAACCAAGCAGAAAGCCCAGGUUGUUGUAGCCACUUGUGGAGUGAAUUAGAAGUUGCCAUGAAAAGGGAUGACAUGAAUACAACCAACCAGGAAAGUCAGGACAAAAAUCUGAAUCAAGGUGUUUUGAAAAAUAGCAAGACAUCAGCUCCCAACAGAGUUGAAUUAAGAAAAACACUUAAUUUAAGUUCAAGCCAUAUUCCAAAACUGUUUAUCAAAAAGGGAAACUAUUCAGGAUUAAAACCUGAGGAAUGCAAUGUAUGUCACAACAGCUGUCUCCCCAGUGGGCCUGAUCAACUACAGGCUGGAGAGACAUUUGAUGCCACUAAAGUACCCUGGGACUGUCUCCAGUUCUGUGAGCCACUCAGUCAGCAUCACAAGAUUCAUAAUGUGAAGCAACCAUUUGAACCUAUUGUACAAGGAAAAGUCUUCACAGAAAAGAUGUUCUGUAAAUCUGAGAGGGUUCAUAUGGAAGACAUCUGUAAUAAAUCAACUGUCACUGUUGGAGAGACAACUCAAAUACAAAAAGCUUACCAUGAAAAUUCCAACCUCAGUAUGCAUCAACAAACCAACACAAGGGAGAAAUUUUAUGAAUAUAUUAGGUAUGUUGAACCUGUCAUUUACCAAUCACAUCUUGUAAUAAAUCAAAGACUACAUAUAGAGAAAAAACCCUACACAUGUAAACUUUGUGGAAAAUCAUUCAGUUCUAAAUCCUGCCACACCACUCAUCACAGUACUCACAUACAGGAAAACCCAAAUGUGUGUAAUGAAUGUGGAGAAACUACUUACAAGAAGUCAGAUCUAAUUACACAUCAGAAAAUUCACACAUGGAAGAAACCUCAUGAGUGUAGCGAGUGUGGAAAAGCCUUUUUCCAGAAAUCAUACCUCAUAGCACAUCAGAGAAUUCACACAGGGGAGAAACCUCAUGAAUGUAAUGACUGUGGAAAAGCCUUUGGCCAUAAGUCAGAUCUCAUCAAACAUCAGAGAAUUCACACAGGAGAGAAACCUUAUGAAUGCAAUGACUGUGGAAAAGCCUUUGGUCGUAAGUCAUAUCUAAUAAGACAUCAGAAAAUUCACACAGGGGAAAAACCUUAUGAAUGUAAUGACUGUGGAAAAGCCUUUGGCAAUAAGUCACACCUCAUAUCACACCAGAGAAUUCACACAGGGGAGAAACCUCAUAUAUGUAAUGACUGUGAAAAAGCCUUUGGCAAUAAGUCACAACUCAUAACACAUCAGAGAAUUCACACUGGGGAGAAACCUUAUAAAUGUAAUGACUGUGGCAAAGCCUUUGGCCAAAAGUCAACCCUCAUCAUACAUCAGAGAAUUCACACAGGGGAGAAACCUUAUGAAUGCAAUCACUGUGGGAAAGCCUUUGGCCAAAAGUCAGCCCUCAUCAAACAUCAGAGAAUUCACACGGGGGAGAAACCUUAUGAAUGCAAUGACUGUGGAAAAGCUUUUGUCCGUAAGUCACAACUCAGAAUGCAUCAGAGUAUUCACACAGGAGAGAAACCUUAUGAAUGUAAUGACUGUGGAAAAGCAUUUUGCAAUAAGUCAAAACUCAGAAUGCAUCAGAUAAUUCACACAGGGGAGAAACCUUAUGCAUGCAAUGACUGUGGAAAAGCCUUUUGCUAUAAAUCAUACCUUGUCUCACACCAGAGAAUUCACACUGGGGAGAAACCUUAUAAAUGUAAUGACUGUGGCAAAGCCUUUGGCCAAAAGUCAACCCUCAUCAUACAUCAGAGAAUUCACACAGGGGAGAAACCUUAUGAGUGCAGUGAGUGUGGAAAAGCUUUUCUGUGCAAGUCAACCCUCAUCAAACAUCAAAGGAUUCACACAAGGUUGAAACCUUAUGAAUGUAAUGUCUGUGGAAAAGCUUUUGCCCGUAAGUCACAACUCAGAAUGCAUCUGAAAAUUCACAGAGGGAAGAAACCAUAUGAAUGUAAUGACUUGGAAAGUCUUUUACCCUCAUUGCAUAUCAUCUAAUUAAAUGGGAAGAAAUCCUAUGAAUGUAAUGCAUUUCAAAAAGCUUUUAUUCAGAAGUAACACUUCAUAAAAAUCAGAGAAUUCACAUGAGGGAGAAACCUUAUGACUGUAAUGAUUGUUGGAAAGCUCUUUGCCAAAAUCACACUACACAACAUCAGAGAACUCACAAGGUGGAGAUUUAUGAAUGUUAUAAAUGUGGGAAAGGCUUUUGUCAGAAGUAAUACCUCGUAACACAUCAUGGAAUUCAAACAAGAGAGAGACUUUAUGAAUAUGAUGAAUGUGGAAGGGCUUUUUUCCAAAGUCAUUGUAACCAUUGUGACUAAGCCUUUUACUGGAAAUCACACCCCAUACAACAGGGAUUGCCAUAAAGGGGAAAGGUUAUAAAGUUUAUUAUUGUCACAAAAAGUCAUUUGUCCAUUUGUCAGAAAUCAAUCAUUAUAAAUCAGAGCAUUCACAAUGGGGGUUUCUUAGGAGUGUAAUACAUGUGGAAAUUAUUUCCCUGGAAUUCAGGCUUGCAUAAAUAUAGAAUUCACUAAAGUUGAUGUCCUUCAAAUGAAGCAAAUAUGAGAAAACCCUUAGCCAGAAAUUAAACAUCAACAACACCAGAGAAUUAAUAAAGAAAAAUAAUCAAUUUAAUGAAUGUGAAAAAAUUUCUCUGCCACAAAUCAGUUGUCAGUUCACAUGAAGAGACUCAGAAAUGAGAAAACAUUCAUACAUAGAAAAGUUUUGUACCAUGAGUCAUCUCUCAAUUGUUAACUGAGAACUUGCACAAGGGAAAAGUCUUAUGAAUGCAUUACAAUUGGAAAAGCCUUUACUGUAAGGCAAACUUCCACAAAACCUAACAAGAUUACAGAGAGAAGCUCUGAAAAUGUAAUGUGUUUAGAAUUCUUUGCUGGAAUCACACCUUAGCAAGUAUUAGGCAAUUCACAUGAUGAAUUGUGAUAUAGAGUGGUUAACCAUUCUUCAGAAAUUCUUUUUCAUACGCAACCUGCAGUUUUUGUUUCUCAUUGUGAUUGGAACCAAGUAUCUGAACUGUGCUCUCGUGUAUAAAUUUUGAUAAGAAAUAUUAAAAUUGCAACAGUUGAGCAA
This is a messenger RNA of Oryctolagus cuniculus (rabbit), 13537 nucleotides long. The record is from RefSeq and is a predicted model, not a curated record. Lineage: Eukaryota; Metazoa; Chordata; Mammalia; Lagomorpha; Leporidae.